AUGCUAUUGACAUCCACCAUUCACUUCAAUCUUACACCAUUAUGUAGAGAGGGACAGUUGAAGGAGGCGCUGCACAUUCUUCUUACUACACAAAAACCCAAUGGAGACUUCACACAUCUUCUGUUGUUGCAGACGUGCAUUAUCAAGAAUACCCUUUCACAAAGGAAAAAUGUUCACUCUUUCAUUGUUCCCAGGCGAUUUGCAUUCACCACUCGCACAAUGUUUCAGAAUAAGCUUAUUAACAUGUAUGACAGGUGCGGAAGCCUGGUGGAUGCUAUUAAAGUGUUUGACCAAAUCAAAGAACCAGACAGCGUCUCAUGGAAUAUGACUAUUGCUGCGUACCGAAAACAUGGCUAUCCUCACGAGACACUCACACUAUUUCACCAAAUGCAACGAACGGGUUUCCAACCCGAUCAGUUCACAUUUGCCAACAUGCUCACAGCCUGUGCUGAAAUGGGAGCUCUACAACAGGGUAUAUAUAUUCAUAAAAGCAUAAAGGAUAGAGGAAUUUCCCCAAAUGUUGUGGUUGCAACUGCCCUUGUAGACAUGUACGCAAAAUGUGAAAGCAUAGACAAGGCACGUGUAAAGCCGAAUUCCUCAACCUUUGCUAGUAUACUUCCAGCGUGUGCCAAAAUGGGAGCUUUGGGACAGGUCUGUGUCAAAAUGGGAGCUUUGGAACAGGGUAUGGAAAUUCAUCAAAAGAUAACGGAAGAGGGAUUUUUAUCAAAUGUUGUAGUUGCAAGCGCCCUGGCAGACAUGUAUGCAAAGUGUGGAAGGAUAGACAAGGCAUCUGAACUAAUGCCUCAAAGAGAUGUCGUCUUAUGGACUGCGAUGAUUGGAGGAUAUGUUCAAAAUGGGUUUGUGGAAAAGGCUUUGGAAACUUUUAAGCAGAUGCAACUGGCGGAUGUAAAGCCAGAUCCUUCGACCUUUGCUAGCAUAGUCCUUGCCUGUGCUCAAAUUGGAGCUUUGGAAGUUGGGACAGCCAUCCAUGAAAUCAUAAUUGAGAGAUAUGCACAAAGUGGAUUUUGCAAGGAUGCGCUCAAAAUCUUUGAAUCAAUGAAACACUCUGGAACACUUCCUGACACUGUGAGCUUUGCCUCUGUUUUAUUUGCAUGCAGCCAUUCAGGUUUAGUCGAUGAGGGCCUUACAUACUUCAACCACAUGAAUAACCAUUAUUGCAUUACACCUACAGUAAAUCAUUAUAUGUGCAUGGUCGACCUUAUUGCCCGUGCUGGCUAUCUCGAAGAAAGCCUAAACUUUAUCAUUAAGAUGCCAGUUAAACCUAUGGUAGUUGUGUGGACGUGUUUUCUAGGUGCCUGUAGAUUGCAUAUGAAUAUAGGCUUAGGAGUAUAUACAGCGACUCUGCUUUUCGAUCUGGAUAUUAAAAAUUCUGCUACUUAUGUUCUUCUCUCUAACAUAUACGCAGAAGUGGGCUGGAGACAGAGCACAUCCAGACAGGAAAUUUAUGCAAAGGUGGAGAAACUGGCUCUGGAGAUGAAGGCAGCAGGAUAUUUUCCAGAUUCAAGACAGUCACUUAAUGAUGUGGUAGAGGAAGAAAAAGAAUUAUUUCUCUCCCACCAUAGUGAAAAGUUGGCAAUUGCAUUUGGUUUGUUAAAUGAGCCCAAUAGAACAACUAUUAGAGCUGUUAAGAAUCUUAGAGUGUGUACUGAUUGCCACAUUACAACGAAAAUUAUUUUCAAUAUUGUUGAAAGAGAAAUUGUUGCGAGAGAUGCAAACUGUUUCCAUCAUUUUUAA
Cryptomeria japonica (Japanese cedar) is the source of this 1755-nucleotide messenger RNA. RefSeq names its product pentatricopeptide repeat-containing protein At4g30700. The transcript is spliced from 6 exons. The record is from RefSeq and is a predicted model, not a curated record. Gene Ontology annotation, biological process: RNA modification. The coding region runs from base 1 to 1755 and encodes 584 amino acids. NCBI's taxonomy places the organism in Eukaryota, Viridiplantae, Streptophyta, Pinopsida, Cupressales, Cupressaceae. Gene Ontology annotation, molecular function: RNA binding; protein binding; zinc ion binding.